Messenger RNA from Ochlerotatus camptorhynchus, 2426 nucleotides. It is a transcript of the gene Alg12, whose product is annotated as Alg12 alpha-1,6-mannosyltransferase. Gene Ontology annotation, biological process: protein N-linked glycosylation. The record is from RefSeq and is a predicted model, not a curated record. Lineage: Eukaryota; Metazoa; Arthropoda; Insecta; Diptera; Culicidae. Gene Ontology annotation, cellular component: endoplasmic reticulum membrane. The coding region runs from base 248 to 2302 and encodes 684 amino acids. The transcript is spliced from 8 exons. Gene Ontology annotation, molecular function: alpha-1,6-mannosyltransferase activity.
AUGUUUAUUUUUGUUUAGCCCACCACCGUCGACGGUACGUCUCCGCCGGUCGCCAGCAGCCACCGAAGGAAAUAGCUACGUGUAUGUGUUAAAUGGAAGGGCUGGUCCUUAUGCCGUAAUCCAGUGACUUUGGAUUCUCCGCGUGAUAUCACUACGAGUAACCGAAAAAAAAAGUAAAUUAAACGAUUAAGGAGUAGACGGAGGUGAUCUGCUUACGCGGAAGCAGGAAGCCAAAAAUAACGCAUCGAUGACCUUGUUGGUAUUCUUGAUUGCAGCUGCCCACUGUGUCUACACGCCAUUCACAAAGGUGGAGGAGAGUUUCAAUCUUCAGGCGAUUCAUGACUUGCUUUACCAUCGACUGAAUGUAUCCCAGUAUGACCAUCUCGAAUUUCCCGGUGUGGUUCCAAGGAGCUUCCUGGGUCCGUUGUUUAUCACAUUUCUCGUAACACCAGUCGCCACCGCGCUCGAAUUUUUCGACAUAAACAAAUUCUGGAUGCAAUAUGUCGUUCGCUUCGCUCUGGCAGCGACGGUGGUGUUCGCGUGGAACAACCUUCGUGUCACCAUUCAUAAACGUCUCGGUGUUUCCGUUUCGCUGUGGUACAUUUUCAUCACCAUCACGCAGUUUCACUUUAUGUUCUACAUGAGCCGUCCGCUGCCAAACAUCAUGGCCCUGCCGCUGGUGCUACUGGCAGUGAACUAUUGGUUGACGCGAAGUAUCAAGCUAUUUAUUGUUUGCUCCGGAGGGGCCAUCAUUAUUUUCCGAGCAGAGUUGGCCAUGCUUUUGGGCUUGUAUCUCUUGUACGACUUGUACUACAAACGAGUACAUUUGGAUGUAGUGCUGAAAGCUGUGAUCCCAGCAGGCAUCCUUCUGGUCGUUCUGACGGUGGCGGUUGACAGUUUCUUCUGGCGACGCCUGCUGUGGCCCGAAGCAGAAGUCUUCUGGUUCAACACCAUCCUGAACAAGAGCUCCGAGUGGGGUACCUCGCCGUUCCUGUGGUACAUCUAUUCAGCGCUGCCACGUGCCAUGGGACUGUCGUUUCUGUUCGUCCCCUUCGGAUUGGUCCUGGAGACCCGCAUCCGAUCGCUAGUCAUUCCCGCGGUGGUCUUUGUGCUGCUCUUUUCCAUGCUGCCGCACAAAGAACUGCGGUUCAUCAUCUAUGUGUUUCCGUUGUUUAAUGUGGCCGCUGCUUGUGCCUGCAGUAGGAUAUGGAUCAACCGAAAAAAGACAAUUUUGUACAAGUUCCUAUCGUUCUUGGCCAUUGGGCACCUGGUUGGCAAUGCGUUUCUGACGAUGUUUCUGCUGCUGGUGGCGGGAACCAAUUAUCCCGGAGGAAUUGCUAUCUCAAGAUUCCAUCGAUUGGCAACCAGUGAAACGAAUGUCACCGUCCACAUUGACAACCUGGCCGCUCAGAGCGGUGUCUCUCGCUUCUCGCAAAUCAAUCCGGAUUGGAUUUACAGCAAAGAGGAGAACCUGUUCCCGGGCGAGGAGCGCCUGCACCAGUUUGACUACCUGCUGACCGAGGCCCGGGACAAGUACUCCGACGAGAUGCGCCUGCUAGGGCAGACACACGAGAUUAUCGAAUUCGUCGAGUGCUUCAACAGCAUCGGACUGCAGUAUAAAUCGCUGCUGCCGGUUAAGAUCAAAACCAAACCGUGCGUUUUCAUCAUGAAGCGACGGGACGGAGUCGAUCGGAAUCGGAUUCGGUUGAACUUUGACGAUGUAGUGGAAACGAACACCCUCGGUGGCAGUGGGUCCCUGAGUGAUCCGGAGUUUCCGACGUUCGAAUUUAUCGAAAGGGAGGACGAGGAGGAAGGGCAGGUGGAAUUUGAAUCUGAAGUUGAAGUGGAGGAGUUGAAAGAGGAGCAGGAGGAGGAGGAAGAGGAAGAGGCUCCAAAGAUUCCCAAACCGAAGAAGAAUCGCAACCGGAACAGAGAGUCUACGGUGAAGCCACCGCAACUGGUGGUGCAGCGGAAGUCUUCGUCCAAGAGUAGGAUGAAAAUCAAGGAAAUCCUGGAGGAGAAUGCCCACCUGCUGAAGGAUGACGACGAGGGGGAAACGCAGGAGCAGAAGCGAGCCAAGGUGGCUUCCUACCUGCAGAAGGCGUCCUCGUCUUCGAAGCUGAAGUCGGCACAGAAGAUCAUCAAGGAGGAGAAACUGAAACAAUUGGCUAGUGAGCUGGGCAAGAUAGACUUUAGUAGGCUGUGCAAUUUGGAUCGAAUGUCGACGAUGGAGUGCCUGAAGAAAAUCAUCGACGAACAGUACGGAGCGGAGGAGGAGGGUGAGAACGAGCAGGUUGUAUAAUGAGAGGUGAGUUGAGUAAUUCGAUUCGUUUGGUAGGUUUGAUCAAGUCCCCCGAGAAAUAGCUUUAUAAAAACGAAGUGAGAAUAGAUAGGAUGCCAAAUUGACAUUUUUGUGCGAAAUCGAA